CUCAAAUAAAUGCAUACAUAGAUAUCCACAGUCAGUUAUUAAGCCCCUUUUUGCUUGAGGUUGAUUUUGACAAUCAUGAUGUUUUUGUGCCUUGUGGGAGUAAGAGUAAGCUGUGGCAUAAGAAUAUAUGGUUUCACAUGUACUCCUCCACUUAUGGUAAUUAAGAUAUUAACUAGCACUAGCAUGCCUGUGAUGGUAAUAAAGUAACAGGAAGAUCAUAUUUAUUUAAUUAUUUGUGGAAGUGGAUGGAACUUGGAAAGAUGAUAAACAUUUGUUGCGUUUUGGUGCCACUUUCUGAGCAGCAUGGCGGGGCCUGUUUAUGUGCUCCAUCUUAUUUGUCUUGUUCCUUUAUCAUCUCAGAUUCCCUUGUUUUAUUUGUCUUGUUCCUAAUGACGUGAUGGAUGAAACUCCAACUUAUCUGUAAAUGCUCCUCUUCCCAGGUUCAAGUAAUAGAUUUGUAAAUUGUGCUAGGUUCAUCGUGUAUAUUAUGAACCUCUGUUUUUGGGUUUGAGAUCUGCAAACAAUUUGAAUUAUUUAUGCAUAAAAUAGCAAUGCCAACUCCAGAAGUUAGUGGAAAACAUUGAAGAAAGAUUAACGAGUGUAUGCCUAUAUAUACUAUGGGAAUCCAAGAAUCUAAUAGAAUACACUUUUUUCAUUUUUAUUUAUUUUCAUUUCUUUUAUUUCACUUCUGUGAUGAUAACAGUUGAGCUUUCUAUGUUUCUGGGAUACAUCUUUCCUAGUGUUUUUAAUCUAAUAUACAGUUGAUCAAUACAUGUAUAUUGCCUAUUCAAUUCCAACUAUCACGCCAGAUUUUUGGAAUUGAUGUUUCAACUGAGGAAUCUCUAUUAUUACUGUUUAUUUACUGGACAUGGUGCCAUUUUGUCGUUUUGAAACUUGGAGGAGGAAAAAUAAAAUAAUAAAUAAAAAUUAUAGUGGCUUUAAUAAUUGCAAUAAAGAUGAACAAUUAAAAUGUGUCCUUAGUUUCUCGUUAUUGCCUGACAUUAAUUUUUUUUGUUCAUAAUGACUUUAAGCUUUUCUCUUUCCAUUUUAUUUUUAGUUUUACUAGUUACUAUAAUUUCUAUAAUCAUCUAACUUAAGUUGACAGUAUAUGGGGAUGUCCAUUAUUCUAAAUUAAAACUUAAAUUACUUGCUAUUUAUAUAAGUCAAGUUUUUGUUUUUUUUUUUUUCUGAGGGUGUAUGUGAGUCAAGUUGAUUGCUUUACCAGAUAAUUUUAUUGACAGACUGACAGGCAUAGUAAUAACUCAGAAAUGACUAUGCUUAGACAAGGAGUUCCUCCCAGAGAUAUGGCAAGAUCCACGAUUGGUGGAUCAUCUGGUGUGCCUUUCAAAGAACAACAGUUGAAACAGCUCCGAGCUCAGUGCCUUGUUUUUCUAGCAUUUAGAAAUGGUUUAGCACCAAAGCAACUACAUCUUGAAAUUGCUCUUGGAACCGCUUUUUCUAGAGAAGGAAAGGAUCAUACUGACCACAAAGGAAAGUCACAAUCUUCUGUUGAAUUGGGUACCUCGUCAGGGGCCAUGAUGCCUUUUGGAGGUCUGAACAAUAUGAGACAACCUGAUAAUAAUAACUCUUCAGGGUCCCCUUCUGCUGGAAAAUCUCUGGAAGCUACGUCAUUCUCCAAGGGAACUGAGAGUGCAAUAAUGACUGGGGACAAAGUAUGGAGACCAUCACUCUUGGGGACAAACAUCACUCUUGGGUUCAAAAGAAUUGGUAUCAAAACUAGUGUUCUGGAAGAAAAGGCCACAGCCUGUAACAUGCUUUGCUGUUAUGCUGAUGAGUUGAAGGAAGGAUUCUUUCCAUGGAUUGAUCAGGUUGCAGGAACUUUAGUUCCACUUCUUAAAUUUUACUUCCAUGAGGAGGUUAGAAAAGCAGCCGUUUCAGCAAUGCCGGAGCUAUUACGUUCUGCAAAGUUGGCUAUUGAGAAAGGGCAAUCUCAAGGUCGGGAUGCAUCCUAUUUGAAGUUUUUAAGUGACAGUAUCAUCCCAGUUUUGGUGGACGCUUUACAUAAGGAACUGAACUAGCUGAAAGAAUGUGUUAUGGGAAUAUCUAUGAACUUGGUCACAUUCUUGGUUAGAAUUUUGUUGAUGUAUUAACACAUUUUGUUGAUGUAUAGUUGUUAUUUAUUAUUAUAGUUGAUGUAUCAAUACA
Molecule: messenger RNA, 2166 nt
Organism: Arachis ipaensis
Lineage: Eukaryota; Viridiplantae; Streptophyta; Magnoliopsida; Fabales; Fabaceae
Biological process (GO): regulation of DNA-templated transcription; protein import into nucleus
Cellular component (GO): nucleus
Molecular function (GO): ATP binding
Source: RefSeq, a predicted model, not a curated record